AUGGCUACAGGACGUCUUGCAGGCAAGAACGCCGUCAUUACCGGUGCCGCUGGAGGCAUUGGUCUCGAGACCUCCAUCCUCUUCGCCAAAGAGGGCGCCAACGUCCUCAUGUCCGACAUUUCCGCCGAGGCGCUCGAGAAGGCCCUCGCCAAGGUCAAGCAGCUGGUGCCCAACGCCGGCCGCGUCGAAGUCCUGCCGUUCCCUCCCAAACGACAGAAAUGUGACGUCUCCAAGGAGAGCGAGGUCAAGGCCAUGAUCGACGCCGUCGACGCCUGGGGUGGCAUCGACGUGCUCUUCAACAACGCGGGCAUCAUGCACGCCGACGACGCCGACGCCGUCGACACGCCCGAGGCCAUCUGGGACCUGACGCAGAACAUCAACGUCAAGGGCGUGUGGUACGGGUGCAAGCACGCGGUGCUGUCGCUGCGCCGCCACGGCAAGUCGCGCGCCUCCAUCAUCAACACGGCCUCGGUCGUCGCCCUCGUCGGCGCCGCCACCCCGCAGCUCGCCUACACGGCCUCCAAGGGCGCCGUCCUCGCCCUCACCCGCGAGCUAGCCAUGGUCCACGCCCGCGAGGGCUUCCGCUUCAACUCCCUCUGCCCCGCACCCCUCAACACCCCGCUCCUCCAGGACUGGCUCGGCGACGACCAGGCCAAGCGCGCCCGCCGCGAGGUCCACUUCCCCGGCGGCCGCUUCGGCGAGGCCGUCGAGCAGGCACACGCCGUCGUCUUCCUCGCCAGCGACGAGUCCAGCUUCGUCAACGGCCACGACUUCGCCGUCGACGGCGGCAUGACCAAGGCCUAUGUCACCGCCGAGGGCCCCGCGGCCCCGGCGCCCCAGAACAACGCCAGCAAGAACUCUCUGUAA
Molecule: messenger RNA, 867 nt
Organism: Cordyceps fumosorosea ARSEF 2679
Lineage: Eukaryota; Fungi; Ascomycota; Sordariomycetes; Hypocreales; Cordycipitaceae
Product: short-chain dehydrogenase
Exons: 3
Coding region: 1-867 (288 amino acids)
Molecular function (GO): oxidoreductase activity
Source: RefSeq, a predicted model, not a curated record